AGCGGAGGGUGAAUUUGUUUGAGCACACGCUGUCAGGAUGAGCUGAUGUGAGCGCUGCAUCAAGUGCGCGGUGGUGAUGCUCCCGUAUUAAACAGCCCGCUGUAUUUUGGCACAGAGGGGGAUGCAUCAGUUUAACCCUCGGCUCUGCCCUCCGGACUCGCCCAUACAGUGUUCAGCCUAGAUAAGUUGAGGGGAUGUGUGAUCCUAUUGUGAGGAAUCCUGCCGCACGAUUUUCCUGAGGAGCUCUCUCUGUUCGUUUUUUUCUUCAACUUCGAUGGCUUGAGUGGCCCAUUUGCACUCAUGCUUACAGCCGAGGAGGGAUGUAAGGUACGGGCCAUCUACCGCCCUCACAUUGCAAGGAGUAGCGGCGUGAUUCAGGUCGCUAUCUGAGUGCUAAUAAGAAAAAAAACUACUUUCGAGAUGUGAAUUAUCGAGAUUUGCUACUCAUUCCACCGGCUCGCCUGUCCUAUGCUAUCGACAACGGGAUUUCAAGAGGAAAAUGAUUGUGGCAUAAACUAUUUCUGGAGUAGAUUGUCACAGAUAUCGCCGCUGAACUGGACAGGGUGGAUGGUUAUUUCCCAAACAGUUCAAGCCUAUGUAUACUGCAUUCAUUUAUUGGAAUCGCUGCCUAUUAUCUUCGAGAACAGCGCAAGAGGAAUGCUGGUCCAAGAUCUAAUGCCAUUUACUUUAAGUUUUUGGCCUUUUUUCUUCGGUCAUUGCUUUCUCUCACUGUUUUUACUCUCAUGCCAGGGAGAACUCCAGAGGUCAUGCUCACGGACUGUGGCGGAGAAAGUUAGUGAACAGUGCCAGCUGCCAUGCCACUGUAGAAGAUACCCUCCCCUUCCUCCUCCACCGCCUCCACCACCUCCCCCACGGCUACUGGGCACCACAGUGGCAGAGCCCAUGGUGCCCUUGUUGAGGCCCUGGUGGAUGGAGAUGGACAUUGUAGUGCUUGGAACGGUGGGCUGUGCCUCCGUUGUCUUCCUCCUCUCAGCCAUCAUCAUCUGCUACAAGGCCAUCAAAAGGAAACCACUACGAAAAGAAGAGAACGGGACAAGUCGCGGGGAAUAUGCCAUGAGCAUCCGUAACAAGAAGGCCAUGGGUACAAACAACACUGUAGUAUAGACUGUCUCCAAGUAGACAAGGGAAGGGACAUCACCAUUACCGUCUCUCACCUUAUACCCCCCCCAAUACAAAUAUCCCUUCUCACCCAGAAUGCAACAGGGUUUUACCCGAGGUUUUCCAAAAAGUAAACCUUCCCUCUUUGCGUGGCAUGUUGCCCGGACUGAACACACCAUUCAGCUCAAGAGGAGCUGCAAAAGAAGGAAGGAAAAAAAUCAAGCAAGAAUGGAUGGAUAGAAAAAUCCACAAACCCCCAUGGUGUCGAAAGUGGCACAGCAGGCUGAACAUUAUGCUCUUAGUAACAGCAAGUGUUGCUGACAGGCUGGUUGGCUGCUGGCUGGAGAGGGACUCUCUGCCAGUCUGCUGCAGAUCCAGACCUCACACACUGUUGACAUCUGCAAUGGAACAACAGACAAUAACAGCAUCCCUGCAGUCCUACGAGCGGCCAGACAGGACAUGCCCAUCAUACAAAAUAAAUAAAGUGCAUGCCGUUUUUACAGAGAAUGCAACAUUUUUUACAUUCCAUUCCCAAAACACACUGCCCAUCUUUUGUUCUCCAUUUUGAGACAGAUGCUAUGUUAGAGGCAUGAUGUUCCUGUCUGUCCUCGCUCUGACAUGUGGAUUUAUCUGACUAUGCAAUUUAAAGAAAUCCAUAUAAAAAAGGAGCAACAACAUCAGCAUGGGACGUUCUGGUUAUUUUACCAUGCCCAAAAUGCCACCGAAGACUUAAGCUCAAUGUAAUAUACUUCAGUCACUCAUCAAUUUAUUUGCUCAAUUUAUUUACUAAUCUACCUUUGAAUUUAUUUUUCUACUUAAAAGAAAGAUGUCUUGUAUGUUACUCACAUCUUUACAAAUCUCAAACAUCUUGAUGAAUUCAUUUUAUUACUUGAUAGCCCUGUUUUUUAAGUGAAUAAUUUAUAAACCAUAUAAUUCAUUUGUGAUGCUCCGGUGCGUUAAGCCUGCUGUCAGUUUGUUGAGACACUGAUGCAGAAAAGGCGCUUGCUUUGCAAAGAGUUUUGAUAUUGGUUGUUUUGUCUCUGGGUGUUUGAUAUGCUUCUCUCUGUUUCCCUAAGACUUCUGCUAAAAAAAAGUCAGGGGUGUCUAUGAUGUGCUAUGUUUUUUCCAAACAUUAUUUUUGUGCUGCAUCAUAAUGCUAGUCUCCAUUUUUUUAUUUGAUUAUCUCAAGGCAAGCCCACACCCCUUACAAAGUUAAACCUGAUGUCACAAGUCAUUUGGUUAAAUCUUGGGGUCAGUUAGAUGCCUUCAGCCUCACUUUGUUUGGAUUUGACAAUCUUCAUUUUCAUAUCUGUCAAGAAAGGCUUAGCCCAUCACUAUAGAAACUGGGGACAUGAGCCCAUAGCUGACCUUGUGACUGGUGAGAGACAGGAGACGAAGCCAAUAGCCAGAGAUCAGGUUGCACAGAGGAAGGCCUCAGCAGUGAUGUGUGUAACUCAGUGCAAUCACAGGUAUCCUCCACAUCCUCGCUGGAAAAACAUAACUGAGCGGAACUGGAGCAUCACUCAAUGCUGCACUGCUUUUAUACAUUAAAUCUAUGUGUGUGUGUGUGUGUGUGUGUGUGUGUGUGUGUGUGUGUGUGUGUGUGUGUCUCGGUCUGUCUGUCUGUAAGUGUGCAUGCAGAUGAGUGUACUCAGUGAGAGUGGGCUGUACUCUGUGGCUGUCAGUUCAGUAUAGAUAUUGGCUAAAUUGUGGACAUUUGGAAAAACACAUGCUUGCAUCCAAACAUGCACAGAUAUUAGUUAACAGUAUACCCCACCAUGUACCUAUAUGAGAGAAAUGAUGGAUGCAUGAAUGUAAAUAUUGAUAUUUAAAUAUCUGCCUUCUGGACUGUUAAUUAAUGUACAGUGUAACAGAACAUAUGUUUAUACAUAGUAAGACUUAAACAAUGUGCUACCAUUUAAAAUUAUGUCAAUGUUGUCAUGCUGAUGGAGCAAGCCAUUAAUGUAUAUAUGGCAAUCAAUAAUACAUACAAUUUAUGCAUUAUACCAAACAGAUAGACAGAUGUGCAUAAGUUGAUUUCAUUGCUGAGUUUUUCAGUUGUAAAUAAAACUGUACAGAACAACAGAC
Messenger RNA from Etheostoma cragini (Arkansas darter), 3207 nucleotides. It is a transcript of the gene prima1, whose product is annotated as proline rich membrane anchor 1. The coding region runs from base 469 to 1125 and encodes 218 amino acids. Lineage: Eukaryota; Metazoa; Chordata; Actinopteri; Perciformes; Percidae. The record is from RefSeq and is a predicted model, not a curated record. The transcript is spliced from 4 exons.